UAUCCUGCACCGACGUCGCUCGUUCCGUCCGAUCCGAUGCUGCAGCGGUGCUCUACUAGCUAGAUGUAGUAACCACAUAGGAAUCGAAUCUCCUUCAGCUACUUCAGGUGAGCUACAUUUCACUCGAACUGGCCCGUCCUCUCCGUUUGUGGACAACGAACUGUGCCAUUGGUCUGGAAAAGUAGGUUGGUGCAUUUUUUGAAAGGACGGUGAGGUCAGGUUGACUGAAGAUGAACCAAAGUCAACUUUGAUCUUCUUGUAGCCUUGCCGACUGAAAUAGUCGGAAUGCCAACCCGCCUUUCUAACGUUUACUAGACCAACCGUUGCCAGAUUGCUAGAUAGUGAUCGGAUAAAGUGAGAGAAUGAGGAAGCCUUGCUCGUUUUCGCACUCGUCCUUUGUAAGCUGCUUUUGCUGCGACGCUUCAAUUGUAAUCCAUGCUGAGUAAUAGAACAUCGUAACAUCGUCCAUCAAUCUCUCUUACCCAAUACAAGCAAGAACUAUUUUGGUACCAGUAAAGACAAGAUGGUGCAAGUGUUGACGGCAAAAGUUGGCUGGAUGCUGCUUUUGGUUUCCCUCCUGAGCUUGUCUGGUUCCUGCAAUGCUUCCACGAUGAUGGACAGCAAUGCUGAAACUUGUUUGUCCGAUGGAACUUGCCAAGCAGAUCCCAAGGCUAGUACUACUAGUACCACUACGAAGAAGGGCAACUCGACUGCUUCUGUGAAACUACAGUGCGGUUUAUUCUUGGCCGAGAGCUCCAUUCCAAAGUCCGGUUGGGGCAUGUACACGGGCGUGGACCUACAAGUCGGCAAGGAGAUUCCCCCUUUGGAUGUAAUGAUCCCCGUCGUGGACUCCGAACUGCAUCGAACCUUGAUGCAGCACUACAAGCGCUUGUCACAAACCAUAGGGACACAUAUUCGAGGCAAACACGGUGGAUUUGGUCCUAGCAAGCGAAAUUCGUCCGUUGCCUUUCGAGACAUCAAAGUUCCCAAAUGGCUCAUGGAACAGUACUAUUGGGACUCGAGCAUGACACACAAUUGGUACGAUGCCGAAAAGAUUGAUUCUGUCGUACCUGGUUUGGGCAUGUUGGCCAAUUCACAUCCCGGCAUGAUUCUCUGCGAGAAUGAUGGACCCUCGCGUCCCAACAUUUUGGGAGGUCACGUUGUCAAUGGUGCUGGAUCAUCACCGUAUCAGAAUCAAGCCUUUUUGGCAACGACAGACGUUCCUGCGGGUCAUGAAUUGUUUGUCGAAUAUGGUGAUAGUUGGUUUGAAGAACGCUUUGACAAAUCAUUUGGUCUCUCGGACGACUACGCACGCAGCAAUGUCAUGGUCGAAAAGUGGCAAACGUCAAUCUUAGAUACGCAUCGUGACAAGCAAGAACAGAACAGCACGUUGUGGGACGAAUUGGAGCAACUACUUUUGCAAGCUGUAGAACCCUUAGAUCCACGGUUGCAUGAGGUACUCGGUCGAUUGGAUCUGGUCCGCAAAAACAAUGACACCAAACGAUUUGCAGCAAAGGACAACCCCGCCGCAUAUGCGGCGGUGCCCCAGGCACCAAGGAGUGUGGAAUGGUUGUAUCAGGAAGGAAUGUGUUUGGAUCAUAUUGCAGUCUAUGAUAGCUACGUGGCACCGGGUGAAAAGGGUGCCUUUGCUGCAAGGGAUCUACCCAAAGGCACCCUGGUGGCGCCAGCUCCAGUGGUUCACAUGUCAAGAGAUCACUUGACAAUGCUCCUCAUGGAUACCCAUGACUCUGAUAUCGUCCUGUGGAAAGGCAUGCAGCUUCUGUUGAACUAUUGCUAUGGACACAAGGAUUCGUCUCUCGUGUUCUUCCCCUAUUCCCCAAGCGUAAACCUCCUCAACCACUACGGCAAGACCACAUCAGGCCCCAAUGUCAAGCUCCAGUGGUCAUCCAAAAUGCCUCAUCCAGAAUGGCUCGAGUGGACGCCCGAACAAGUGGUCCAAGAACAGUACAAGGCUGGUAUGGUCAUGGAGAUUGUCGCAUUGGAAGAUAUUCCACAAGGCGCCGAGCUGGUGCUGGACUAUGGCGACGCUUGGCAAGAAGCCUUUGAAGAACACGCGAGAACUACACCGCGACCUCCGGAAUUGCAGCCCGUGGACAUUAAUCUGCAUGAUCUUUUGACGGUGAAUGACCAGCAAAAAUACCCGCCCCAUGUUGAGACUGUGUGCUGGAUUCACAAGUCUCAACACCCUCACUUCAUUUACAACCAUAGAAAAUUGUAUGGAGGAAAAAUGCCCGAAGCAUGGCUUCCUUGGGUACUCAUGAAGACGGACUAUCUUAGCGACACCGUCUCCUGCGAUAUUGUUGGAAAACGAACAGACGGUGCAAGUUACAACGUUGUCCUCAAGGACACUAUUCAACCUCGAAACGGCGGAGAAGAGAUUGACGUAGAUGUCCGCAUCACCAACGUUCCGCGACGGGCCAUUACCGUUGUUCCGUUGGUGUAUACCAGCGCGGAGCUCCGCCGAGAUAGCUUCCGUCACGAGAUUCAGUUGCCAGAGGAAAUGGUGCCCGAGCAAUGGAGAGAUUUGAAGGAAACAACACAAAACCGAGACGAAGAAUCCCAAUGUCAUUUGUACAUGGCUGAAUCUGCCAUCCCCAAUGCUGGAUGGGGAAUUUACCGUGGUUAUGCUGCGCCCAUGCUCGCAAACAACACAAACGACCUGGACCACUUUUGCGAAGACAUGGUGAUUCAAGUCGAAGAUUUUACCUUGAACCAGGUGCUGCGCAAUCGGUUCCACAAGCAAGCUCCUGAUUCUGAGAUGGACAGCUGGAUUCUAGACCAUUAUGCUUGGAGCGGUGAUAUCACCAAGGGUGGCAACUUGGAAGCCGAAAAAGUGCAGUCAUUCUCUCCCGGGUGUGGAAUGCUGGCCAACGCUUACCCAAUGCUUUACAAUGCACACAAAAUGCCACCAUCACGUCUGCCUAUCAAUACCACUGAUCCAUCCCUCGGCGCGACAACUCAUUAUCAUAGCGGCAUGUUUGUGGAACAGUAUUUGAAACAGGGCAAGAACAAGAUUCGAACGCUGCAAAACGGAAUGGAGAUUGUUGUCAAGGCAACGGAAGAGUGGCUAGAGUCGAGCAAGGAGGAAGUCCUUGGAAAGUUGCCCUUCCGUCGUGACUUCAUGACUGUCGACAAGGUGAUGCGUAGCUUCCUGAAGCUGACGCAAACCCACAGCACGGAAGCCACCGACCUUCUUUGGAAGUUGCUAUGGAACACCGUCGAAGGUUUUCAGCUGAAACGCAUUGCUUCUGUAUUGCCGCGAAACCCUGGAGAUAUCAAAGAGAUGCUUACUAAAGGUGGAUCCGCCAAGUACACGCUGAGGGAUCGUGUAAGGGAACCUGAGUGGCUGGAGACGCAUGGCAGUUGCGUGGACAACAUUCGGCCGGGCCCCUCUACGAUUGACAUGGCGGGCAACGGCGCAUUUGCCACUCGCAAGUUGGCAGAGGGCAGUGUCAUUUCUCCACUCCCCCUGAUUCACGUUCAUAGACAACACAUGGAUCUCUUCAACGGUGACAGCAUCCGCGAUCCCAACAAAGAGGUGUGGCAAGACGGCAAGCAGCUUGUCCUCAAUUACAUGUAUGGUCAUGCCGAGUCGAACCUCCUUCUGUUUCCUUACUCGCCAGUUGUAAACUACAUCAAUCACGCCAACUCGACUGCAGCAAAUGCAAAGUUGCAGUGGUCGUCCAAGUUCAAUUCAGAGGACUGGCUUCAAAAGUCUCCUGAAGAGCUCCUUCGGCAUCACAAAACCGCUGGACUGGCUUUUGAUCUGGUUGCGACUCGUGAGAUUGCAGCGGGCGAGGAGGUGCUGUUGGAUUAUGGACCCGAGUGGGAAUCAGCCUGGCGGAAACACGUCGAGAACUGGGCGCUUGAUCCCAAUUGGAGCUACGAACCCCCUGUCAACGAAUGGCUGGACUGGAUGCCAACCGAAAGGGAGAUCGAUCACCUACAAAACAGACAAACAAGCUUGAAAAAGACAGAUUUCCAGUUUGAGAGACCUGACAAAUUCCUUGGGUGCCACGUAAAGCUUCCGGACGUUCCAAUCCCUCCUGUAUACGAUGAAAAUGGUGUUCUACCUGAGUUUGAAUGGACGCCUGUUGAUGGCAUGUUUCGGACCACUUCACAUGUUUUUCCUUGCGAGGUUGUGGAUCGUUUGAUUGACGGCGAGCACGACAUUCGAUAUGCGGUUAUCAGAAAGGACAGCGUUGCUCCUCUUCAUGACUUGUACAGCGCCAUUGUUACCGUACAUCCUGGCAACCAUCAGACGCCACCGAGACGCUUUGUGAGCUACGACAUGCCUCGACGAGCCAUUGAAAUCUUUGACGAAGAAUACUCGUCGCCUCAAUUCUAUAAGGGUGCAUUCCGUCAUCCGAUUGGCAUUCCUAACGACUUGAUGCCAGAUGCCUGGAGAGAUUUGAAGAGCUAGGUGUCAUGGCGAGAGGCGUUUUUGACCUGCUGUAUGGUAGCUUUUACUAUAUCGAUUGUACUUCUGUCUUAGAACCCAACUAAAUUAAACUUAAAGUAUUCAGUUCAUGCAUUGGACCUUUGAAAUUGCCUUCGCUGUGCAGCGCCCGGUGGUGAA
Messenger RNA from Seminavis robusta, 4600 nucleotides. NCBI's taxonomy places the organism in Eukaryota, Bacillariophyta, Bacillariophyceae, Naviculales, Naviculaceae. The record is from the annotation of a GenBank genome assembly.